Diprion similis is the source of this 954-nucleotide messenger RNA. RefSeq lists its product as uncharacterized. The transcript is spliced from 5 exons. The record is from RefSeq and is a predicted model, not a curated record. Lineage: Eukaryota; Metazoa; Arthropoda; Insecta; Hymenoptera; Diprionidae. The coding region runs from base 94 to 930 and encodes 278 amino acids.
GUUUCUGGCUGCACGUUAACUCCAACGUACGGGUCACAGAUGAGCAAAGUGUUGAACUAGCAGCGUCUGGCAGUGUCCGCAGGCUCGGCAAACAUGACCGGAAAUGGAAUGAUCUUUCUUCUCCUUGGCCUUCUCGGCGUCAUUUUUAUCUCAUCGGCGGACGGCGGUUCCGGAGAAAAGCUUCUCUCGAGGAGAAAGCGCUACGUAGUUUUUCCCGAGGGAUCAAGUUUUUCCAUCGCUCUCUGCAUGACCGUCCACACUAUCACCUCAGACAAUAUUUUCACCGAAGGCCUCAAUUGGGGUGUCUCAUACGAUUUGCCGAACGAAAGCAAGCCCGCCCUCGAGCCAUUUCUCGACUUCAGAAAGGACAAGUUAGUCCCCGGAAAGUUCGCCUACAAGGAUCCGAAGAACGGAUAUGCGAACGACCUGAAGUACGCGAGCUGGAACGAUGACAGGAAGUACUACGUAUCAAGUCCUAAGAGGUACUUCAAGUCGGACAAGUAUUACGUGCACAGAAGACACAGGAGGGAUCUCUACAACAAGUUGGAAGUGAUAAUGAACGCGAUGGGAUUCGAUGGAAGAACUUGCGUGCUAAGGGCACUGUGCGAGGCGUCGCAGCGAUUGAUGCCCAAAGGGAACACCUUGAUCGAGGAAAUGAUGAGAAUCACUUUUUCACUGCCCCUGAAGAGGGUCUUCUCGUUUGAACCCCCCGAGCAUCACACCUACGACGCGGCGCAUCGCGCCGGCCACCAGGGCCGUGACUGUACGAGAAUGUUCCCUGCCUGCAGCUUCUCUUUGAUUGAUAUGGCCCUCGGAAAUUACAACAGUCCCGAGGCCAGCUACGACCAGAUUUCCAGCGACACCGGAAGUCUCGGAGACCUCGCGAAUUCCAGGACGGAACCGCCGGGCGGAAGGUAUAUCAUGAAGUGAGAUCGAGUGAAGCCAAGAUUGGAC